CACUGUUUUUUUUUGAGCCAUCCCCUAAUACAGUGCAUUUUGGUAUGUUGGCAGUUUACUAAACAUAUACCAUUUGCCUGUUGCCUCCUGAAGGGAUUUUUUUUUGGGCCUUCGCCCUGUGAUGUUUGUUAGCCUGCAAUUUGUUGUUGUUUAGUCAUUUAGUCAUGUCUGACUCUUCGUGACCCCAUGGACCAGAGCACGCCAGGCACUCCUGUCUUCCACUGCCUCCCGCAGUUUGGUCAAGCUUAUGCUGGUAGCUUCGAGAACAAUGAGUUACAGGAAAUUCUAUUCGAGGCACUGCUGACUCACAUCAUUCAAGUUUUCCCUCUCCUCACAGAUGCUUCUGGGCUUCCCUGUUGGUACCGGAUCACCCUGUGGGCAGGUGGCUUUGUGAUCAUCAUCCUGGGGGUGGCUGUGACAGUCUUGGGUGAGUAUUAUUUAUUAUUUCAUUUAUGAAUUGCUGUCCAUGUGGCAUCCUGAAGUGGUUUACCAUACAAUAAAAGCAUAUACAGAAUGAUUGUCUAAAUAAAAACAGUUAGCACAUCUUCCAUUAGCUCCAGCCCAUUUGGUCUGGCCCCCUCUCCAGAGCCCUCCUUCUCCCCCCACCCCAGUGGUUUCAGUUGGCUGGGUUGGUGUGUAUGGAGCACCCUUUACAAGUCUGGUGCAUGGCCAUGUUCUGCGUACUCCCAUGAGCUUUCACCAGGGCCAUACCCCUUCCACAAAAUCAGGUGUUGAAAGUUCUUCGCAUUGUGGAGUCUAGAAUUUGUUCUACUUCAUACUCCCCCUCUCCUUCUACCAUGACGGGAGGCGGAGGUGCUUGUCUAGGUGCCUAGUAAGGGUGUGCAGGCACGACAGGCAACAAAACUGAUCUGCGGAAGAUGGGGUGAAUCUUCAUGGAUACGGGCAAUCAAAGCCAGAAAGUCACAGGGUUGAUCUGAUCUACAACUUUAAACGGGCCCAUCCUCUGUGGCUCCAAUUUCUUGCACCUGCCUUUCUGUGGCAAAUCAUGUGUCAACAGCCAUACCUGAUCUCCCACCUUAAUCUCAGUGCCAGGUAUUCUGUCUGCAUCAGCCAAUCUCUUACAGGUUUCCUUAGCACAAUCCAAAACUCUCUUUUAGCAAACUCUGUAUUCCUGUCAGUUCUUCUAUGGAGUCUUCUGCUGCCGGCACUGACAGGGAGUCGGUCGGGGAUGGGAAGGUGCGAGGAUGGUAUCCAUAACUGGCAAAGAAGGGGGCCUGCUGUGAUGAAGCAUGAAGAGUGCAAUUGUAUGCAAACUCAGCCAAGGAGAGAUUGGAUACCCAAUCGUCUUCCUGGUAGUUCACAUAUUCUGAUUAGCUGUCAAUUGGGAGUAGAUUGACAGCUGAGGAGAAGUAAUGUCAGUUGGGAAAGUCAGGGAGGGAGGGAGGUGUGAGGCAAACAACUCCCAAAGCUGAGGUGAAAACGGGUAUCUGAGGCCUGAAUAAUAAGCUGUUCUUCCCCGUUACGGUAAUAAUAGUUUGCUGGUGAAUAUCAGAAGAAGGGAGCUGGUGGCUGUGUUAGACCAAGUUGCUGCCCCAGAUAAAGAUUGUAACAGGAAUAAAAUGGCAGAAGUGUGUCACCAUUGUCUUAUCAUAUCCAUCUUCUUCUCUCAUUCCUUGGCCUCUAAAUUUUGAAUUUGUGCCUUAACAUUACGCCUACUCAUUUAACUGGCUUUCUUUGUUUUGCAGGGACAGCUUUGCAGUUGGAAGCUGACAAGGGAAAAAUUCUACUGAACAAUGGUGGAUGCAAUGCCUCAACAGUCAAGUUUCUGGCUUCCCUAAGACACAGCAUCUGCAAUCAAAAUCAGUAUAAUUCCUCAGGUAGAACUGAUAUAUUGUACUGCUGUCUCUUUCAAGCAUAGUAAUUGUAUGUAAGUUCUUGCUUUCAGUUCACAUUUAUGUUGUUUUGUAAUAAUUUUAUUAAGGUUUUAAACAAAGAAAAAAAGAAAAACAACACACACAAAAAACAAUACAAAACUUAACAAUAAAAACAAAACAUAACAAUUAAAAACAAACUCUCUUUUCCAUUUCCAAUUUUAGAUUACUUAUUUUCUGGACUUCCUCAUACCUCCUUUUUUUGUAUUCCAAUCCACAUUAUUUGUCCAGCAGUUUCUUUUCCACUUUUUAAUCCCAAUCUUUAAUUUAAUAAAAUGUUAAAAUAUAUAACUUCAACUUUUUUUAAACCUAAUCCUUACUCUUAAUAUCAUAUAGCUUUAAAUUUUUCCCUUUUAUUAUCAAAUUUCCAUUUCUUUAAACAUCUUUAAUCUUAAUCUUUAAUCUUAAUCUAUCCUUAACUUUAACCUGUACAGCUGGAAACCACUUAUUUUCAAUCCAACAUCACUCUAACAUUCCUUAAUUUUGCAGUGUUUCUGAAGAUAGUCUUUGAAUUUCUUCCAGUCUUCCUCCAUCGACUCUUCUCCCUGGUCACGGAUUCUGCCAGUCAUUUCCGCCAAUUCCAUAUAGUCCAUAAGUUUCAUCUGCCAUUCCUCCAGCGUGGGAAGUUCUUGUGUCUUCCAAUACUUUGCGAUGAGUAUUCUUGCUGCUGUUGUUGCAUACAUAAAGAAAGUUCUAUCCUUUUUAACACCAUUUGGCCCACUAUGCCCAGGAGAAAGGCCUCUGGUUUCUUGGGAAAGGUAUACUUAAAUACCUUUUUAAUUCAUUAUAUAUCAUUUCCCAGAAAGCCUUAAUCUUUGGGCACGUCCACCAAAGGUGAAAAAAUGUACCUUCAGUUUCUUUACAUUUCCAACAUUUGUUAUCGGGCAAGUGAUAGAUUUUCGCAAGCUUGACUGGGGUUAUGUACCACCUGUAUAUCAUUUUCAUAAUAUUCUCUCUUAAGGCAUUACAUGCCGUAAAUUUCAUACCUGUGGUCCAUAACUGUUCCCAGUCAGCAAACAUAAUGUUAUGUCCAACGUCCUGUGCCCAUUUAAUCAUGGCCGAUUUUACCGUUUCAUCCUGAGUAUUCCAUUUCAGCAGCAAGUUAUACAUUCUUGACAAAUUCUUAGUUUUGGGUUCUAACAAUUCUGUUUCUAAUUUGGAUCUUUCCACCUGGAAGCCAAUUUUCCUGUCCAAUUUAAAUGCCUCCAUUAUCUGAUAAUAAUGAAGCCAGUCUCGCACUUUUUUAGUUUUUCAAAACUCUGCAAUUUCAGUCUAUCUCCAUCUUGUUCCAAAAUUUCCCAAUAUUUCGGCCAUUUGACCUCCAUAUUGACCUUUUUCAAGGCUUUCGCUUCCAUUGGUGACAGCCACCUUGGGGUUUUAUUUUCUAACAAAUCCUUAUAUCUUAACCAAACAUUAAAUAGCGCUUUCCUGACAAUGUGGUUUUUAAAUGCUUUAUGUGCUUUGACCUUAUCAUACCAUAAAUAUGCAUGCCAUCCAAAUACAUUAUUGAAACCUUCCAAGUCCAAAAUGUCAGUGUUUUCAAGAAGUAGCCAUUCUUUCAACCAGCAAAAGGCUGCUGAUUCAUAAUAAAGUUUAAGGUCUGGCAGGGCAAAUCCACCUCUUUCCUUUGCAUCUGUUAGUAUUUUAAAUUUUAUUCUAGGCUUCUUGCCCUGCCAGACAAAUUUAGAGAUAUCUUUCUGCCACCUCUUGAAACAAUCCAUUUUGUCCACGAUCUGCAAAGUUUGAAACAAAAACAACAUUCUAGGCAAUACAUUCAUUUUUAUCGCAGCAAUACGGCCUAGCAGUGAAAGCUUCAAAUUUGACCAAAUUUCUAAAUCUUUUUCACUUCUGACCAACAUUUUUCAUAAUUAUCUUUAAAUAAAUUCCCAUUUUUUGCUGUCAUGUUAAUCCCCAGGUAUUUAACUUUCUUAACCACUGUUAAACCUGUCUCAUUCUGAAACCUCUCUUUUUCAAACGGUGUUAAAUUUUUGUCUAGAACCUUGGUUUUUGACUUAUUCAAUUUAAAUCCUGCCACUUGACCAAAUUCUUGAAUCAGUUCUAAAACCCUUUUUGUACUAGAUUCUGGCUCCUGUAACGUCAAUACUAAGUCAUCUGCAAAUGCUCUCAAUUUAUAAUGUUUAAUUCCGACCUGUAUACCUUUAACCGUCUGGUCCCUUCUAAUCAUAUUCAGCAGAACCUCCAGGACCGAAAUAAAAAGAAGUGGGGAAAUUGGGCAACCUUGUCGUGUCCCUUUUUCAAUUUUAAGUUCUUCCGUCACAACAUUAUUUACAAUUAGUUUAGCCUUUUGUUCUGAAUAAAUUGCACUUAUACCAUUCUCAAAACCUUGGCCUACCCCCAUACCCUGAAGAUUCUUCUUCAUAAAAUUCCAAGAAAUAUUGUCAAAGGCUUUCUCCGCGUCUACAAAUAUCAACACUGCUUUAGUGUUUAUAUUCACUUCUAAUUUUUCCAAAAUAUCAGUUAUAUUCCUCAAAUUAUCAGACAUAUGUCUUCCUGGGAGAAAGCCCGCUUGGUCUUUAUGAAUCUCUUCCAACAACACUUUUUUAAAUCUCUUCGCCAAAAUAUCUGCAAAAAUUUUGUAAUCCACAUUAAGUAAUGAUAUAGGGCGGUAGUUCUUAAGUUGUGUCUUUUCAGUCUCUGUUUUUGGUACAAGUGUAAUAUAUGCUUCUUUCCACGACUCUGGUGCCCUCUUCCCCUCCAUAAUUUCGUUACAGACCUCUUUCAAUGGUUGAAUUAACCAUUCUUUUAAAGAUCUGUAGUAUCUAGAGGUCAAGCCGUCUGGUCCUGGAGAUUUACCCAGUUGCAUAUUUUGAAUGGCACCUUCUAUUUCCUGUUCAGUUAUUCUGUCAUUCAAAAUUAGUCUCUUUUCUUGAGAUAUUUUUGUAGUCCAUUUGUUUUCAAAAAUUGGUCUAAAUCUGUUUCUUUCACUGGCCCUUGAGUAUAUAGUCUUUUAAAAUACUUCUGGAAACAACUUCUAAUCUCUGCAGGGUUCUGUAUAUUCCUUCCUUCCACUUCUAAAUUCGUAAUCGUAUUUAGUUUUUGUCUCUUUUUCAUUUGCCAUGCCAACAAUUUACCACAUUUAUUGGCCGAUUCAAAAGUCUUUUGUCUCAUUUGUUUAAUCUUCCAUUCUAUUUCCUGAUUCAUUAUUUUCAUAUAUUGUACUUGAUGUAACUUUAACUCUCUCAGAAUCUCUUGAGAUUUGGGAUUUACUCGCAGUCUUUUUCACAUUCAUUCAUUUUGUUCAUAAUUUUAUCCUUCUUUUCAUUUUGAGUUUUUUUCUUUAUCGCAUUCUGUUGUAUUAAGAACCCUCUCAUAACAGCUUUACUUGCGUCCCAGAUUACUCUUUUCUCCACGUUGGAACUAAGAUUUAUCUCAAAGUAAUCUCUUAAAGUUCUUUGGGCCUUCUUAAGAAAUUCUUCAUCUCUAAAUAAGGUGUCAUUCAUCUUCCAUCUGAAGGAGCCAGUUGGUGUUAGUCUCAUUUCCAUCUUAACAGCAUUAUGGUCGGAGCAAAUUUUCGGGCAGAUUUCCACCUUUCUUGUCUUUGGUGCCAUUCCUCUAGUUAUCCAAAUUUGGUCAAUUCUUGUCCAAGUCAUUUUGGCUUCAGAAAAGAAAGUUCCCUCUUUGCCAAGGGGUUUCUAAUUCUCCAAAUAUCCACUAAGUCCAAGUUGUCUGUCAUGUCAAAAAAGGUUUUCGGUAGUCUACCAUCUUUGGUGACUACCUGUCUUUGUGCCUUGUCCAUAUAAGUAGAUACCACUCCAUUCAUAUCUCCCAUCAAAAUCAUGUUGUAAUCCAUAUGGUCCAUCAAGGUCUCAUGCAACUUCUUAAAGAAAUCAGAUUUCCCAUCAUUUGGUGCGUAAACUCCUACAAUCAAAAAUUUUUCUCCUUGUGUUUGAAUUUCAAUUGCCACAAAUCUUCCUUGGUCGUCCUUAAAAACAAAUUUUGGUGAUAAAUUGUCUUUUGCGUAAAUCACAACCCCUCUCUUUUUAACUUUAUCUGACGAAAUAAAUUCCUGACCAAGUCUUUUAUUUAUCAACAAUUUCCUGUGUAAUCUUGUUAUGUGUGUUUCUUGUAAACAAAUUAGGUGCAAUUGUUACUUUUUAAUAUAUGAAAUACUGACUUCCUCUUCUGAGGGAAUUCAGACCCCGACAGUUCCAUGUUAAAAGUUGCAGGGCCAUGAUGUUAUUGUUUUAGUUCUCCUCCUACUGCACCUAGUGCCUGUUCCUCAUCCGUCGGUGGUAUCCCUUCUUUCGAAAGGUCUUUUGGUUCCGGAGAUAGUUCUUUUUGUAGGUCUUCUCCGUGGUCUCUACAAAAUUUGUCUUUGUCGUCUUCCGAUCUUAUUUUCCUCUUCUUUCCUUUGUAGCUAAAAGACAGGCCUUGAGGAAGUUCCCACCUGAAAUUGAUAUUGUUCCUUCUCAGCAGGAUAACCAAGUCUUUAUAUUUUGAUCUGAGAUCCAGAAGAUAUUUCGGAAUAUCUUUGAAUAUUUCCACCCUUGUCCGAUGGAUUUCCAGUGUCUUCUUAAAAUGUAGGCCCAAAAUCUUAUCUCUCUCUUCUUUUGUUUGAAAAGUAAUCAGACAGUCUCUCACCUUCUUCUCUCCUCUUCUCCCGAGUCUAAAGGCAUUUACUAUUCUGAAGCUGUCUUUUACCGAUUCUGGAUCCCAAAAGUCCAAAAAUUCCUGCGUGAGAAAUUCAGCUAGAUUGUCCUUUUCCACCUCAGGUACCGAUCUGACCCGAAGGUUCACUUGCUUCUCCUUCAAAUCUAUCAUAGACAGGGUUAGUUUGUGGUCUUCCAAUUGUUUAUGCAGUGUUGGUAAUUCCUCUUGAACCUCUUUAACUUCCGUAGCAGAAGUUGUAGCAAUUUCUUUAGCCUCUUCAGCAAUCUGGCGAAUUGAGGCCGAUUCCUCUAAUAAUUUCUGAAUAGUCUCUGUGUUAGUAUUUACUUUUUGGCCCAAAUUAUUUAUACUCACUGUAUUCUGGUUAGUACUUGCUGUAUUCUGGUUAAUACUUGCUGUAUUCUGGUUAAUACUUAAUGUAUUUUGAUCAAUCUUAUCAGAAGCCUCUGCUACUUGUUGACUUAUUUUAUUCAAAGAUUCAUUAACUUUGGCCAAAACAUGAGCAAAGGCUUCUUCACUUGUCGUGCUUUUUACCUUUAAUUGUGCCGAUGAGGCUGUUGUUGAGGUUCCAGAAGGGCCUGAGGCCGAAGCUCUCCUUUGUAAUCCUUCUUCUGUGCGAAGAAUCUUCCCCGAUCUUGUAGUCGAAGCAUCCGCCUUCUCUUUCCCAUCUGCCAUUCCUUAGAUAACGCCAAGGUCAGUCACGUAUUUGAAGUUAAACAGUGGAAAUUUCCUGCCAAGCAGUGUGAGAACUCCUCAAGUCUGCUACAGUUUCAGUUGUAACAAAUUGUAACAGUUCCAAGUUCCACUAGGGGGACACUGUAACAGUCAUAAAAGUUCUUGGAUACUUUAAUUUCUUUUUUAAGCCCCCCUAGUUUAUUCAGGAUGAAAACAGUCUAUUCAGAAUUUUUAACUUAAGACCAGGAGAUAUAUAUUCACAUAAAUUGUCCAAACUUUUAUUUCUUGUGCUGGGCUAGCUGUCAAAAUAUAUUACAAGACAGUACCUCUCUUUCUUUCCUGAAAUCUGGAGAUCCUUUCCCAGGGAAUUGAGUGGUGGUUCAAUCCCUUCUUUUCCACUCUUUAUGAAGAAAUCACAUCCACAAUUCUCCCCCUUUUCCCUCAAUUUGAAAAGGGAAAAGUCCAGGUUAGAUGAUUGGAUUAAAGUCCACUAAAAACGUACUUUCCAAUUGCUUCCGCUUUCAAGUUCAAUGCUUUAUUUUAUCUACAAAUAAAGAGGCUGACUUCCUUUUUGAGCCUCUUUCCGUUUUCGGCCAGAUUCCAGUUUUAUACAGUUCCAAUUUAAAUUGUAUCCUACUCACGGAUCGUUGAUUUUCAGGUCUGGAUUUUAAGGAAGAAAGGCAGCGCUCUCCGAUCAACAGCUUGCGGCUUCACACCACGAACGAGCAGACAGCCCACAGCACAGCGCUCUCCCCGCUCCGCUUCAAAGCCCGUUGCCGGGCUUCCUACCGGGUUGGGGGGGGCGCCAAAUGUGCCCGCUGGGUCCCAGGCUCACAGGCUUCUCCCGCCUGUGAUUUUUGAGGGUCCCCCGCUACGCCGAAAGCGGGAUCCGACCCUUAAUUCGCAGUGAGAUUUCCUCCGGUGGAGGAAAUCCGCCAUUAAUCGCUGGCGCCGCCUCCGGAAGUCAUGACAUUUAUGUUGUUUUGAGGCAUAAAACCUUCUGUAAAGAAACUAAUUUCAUUAAUUGAAAUUCAUUCAUUUUAUAGACUCAUAAAAUUGUAGAGUUGGAAGGGACCUUGAGGGUCAUCUAGUCCAACCCCCUGCAAUGCAGGAAUCUCAGCUAAAGCAUCCAUGACAGUUGGCCUUCCAGCCUCUGCUUAAAAACCUCAGGGAAGGAAAGUCCACCAUCUCCCAUGGAAGACUGUUCCACUGUCAAACAGCUUUUACUGUCAGAAAGUUUUUCCUGAAAUUUAGUCAGAGUCUCUUUCCUUGUAACUUGAAUCCAUGGUUUCAGGUCCAACCCUACUGAGCAGGGAAAAAACAAGCUUGCUCCAUCUCCCAUGUGGCAGCACACAUUCCAGCUUGUCAAAAUCCUUCUUAAAUUGUGGCACCUAGAACUGGACACAUGACUCCAGAUGGUGUUCUCAUAGCUUGGUGGUAGAGUCCCAGAUUCCAUCCCUGGUGUCUCAAACUGCUGCUGGUCAGUGUAGACAAAACUGAGCUAGAUGAACCCCGUGGUCUCCCUAAGAAUAAGGCCGCUCCCUAUGGUCCUGAAUCAUCAAGCAUUGGUGGUUUCAUUCUAGAGCUAACUUCACACUCAACUCUGGCCAAUGCCUUUCUCACUAAGAGCCAGGUGAGGGAGGGGAGACCCACACAUUUUCCCUCUGGAACAAAGCCACUUCCUUUGCUAUACCAAGGACAGCAUUUAAGUCUAUUAACUCACCUGGCUAGUUAAUAUGGAAUCCUCCAUUAUAGUUUAACCUUUUCUGGAUCCAGGACCCCAGGAAUUAGAAGGGACUCAGGUAUAAUGGAGACUGACAGCCCCCCCCACCCCCCCACCUCACCAUAGUAUUGUCAACACGGAGCUACCAUGAAACAGACUGUGGAGACCAACUUGGACAUGUAAGGCUGCAAUUUGUCUUGUAAACUCCAUCUUCAUCUUUGUCCUCUAGAGGGCUCCAGUUUCCUCUCUCUGAACUCAUUCAGAUGCAAAAACUAGGCGAGUAAUAAACUUGCAUUUGCAAAAGGCCUAAACUAAGCAUGAUGUGAGAGAUCUGUACUUUGAUCUCUGUAUCUUUUUAUACUCAAAAGCAUUUUGAUUGUGCAGGGAGGACUGAAUUGGAGCAGGACUAUAAAAGAAGCUUUAAAGGGGCAAAUCUGAAUCAAGCUGCACGCCUGUUUCCCAUAAAAAUCACCUCCCCACCUGACAGCUAUUGUCGCACCUCCCCCCAUUCUCCUCUAAAAAGCACCUUCUGGCUCAAACAGAGGGCAUGUUUCUGGGUGGGAAGCCAGCACUGAGUCCUGAUAGAAAUGGAGAGCAUAAUCUGGAUCAGGGCUCUUCCUUCAAAAGAACUGUGGCAAAUUUAAGUACACUUCCAAAAAAAAAAAGUUUUAAAAAAGUGAAUAACAUAAAAAGUUGUUGGACCCCAACUUUGAGGAGUUUCAAAGAACGCCCUGCAAACCAUCAAGAAGAAGUGUGUCACUUCUGCUCAUCCUGUAUAUUUGUAAAUAAAUGCAACUAUUACAAAAACGCUGUAAGCCUGAAGGCACCUUCUUCCAAAGGAAGCUGAAAUUAGGGAAGCAAUGAACCUUUGGAUCUUCUCAGUGCUUGGGGGAAUACAGUGCAAAAAAGAGAAAUAUCUCACAGAUUCCAAGAACCACAGGUUAUUUUUUUGGCAGUAUGCUUAAAUUGCAAAGGACUCUUCCUUUUUCCUGGCAUCUCUGAGGUAUUUUUUUGCACCUUAUUCUUGGAUGCUUCCUGGUUUUGUGGUUUUGGGAGGAAUAGGACAAUUGCAACAAUAUAUUCUGUUUUGAAAGCAAAUAGCUUCAAAAUCUUUCUGUCCUUAAAAAUGCUGAUAGAAAUCCCAUUGCCACAUAUUUUUGUCUAAAGAAUGCAGGGGCUCCCGAAUGUUUGCAUAGGAGGAAUUUGGGCAGGUGUGUUUACUUACAUCCCUGCAUGAUAAUAUGUUUCUCCCAAAUUCCCUCCUCUGCACAAUGAGUAAAUAUACAAGUGUCCUGGUCUCUUUUGCAGCUUGCCUUCAUUAUCUUAUCAUAUCAAUCUUCUUCUCCCCAUUCCUUGGCCUCCAUAAUUUGAAUUUGUGCCUUAACAUUAUGUCCAUUCAUUUUAAUGACUUUAUUUGUUUUGUGGGGGCAGCUUUGCAGCUGGAACCUGAAAAGGGAAAAAUUGUGCUGAACAAUGGUGGAUGCAAUGCCUCAACAGACAAGUUUCAGGCUUUCCUAAGACUCAACUUCUGCAAUCAAAAUCAGAAUAGGUCCUCAGGUAGAAUUGAUAUAUUGUACUGCUGUCUCUUUUAAGCAUAGCAAUUGUAUGUAAGAACUUGCUUUCAGUUCACAUCUAUGUUGUUUUGAGGCAUAAAAGCUUCUGCAAAGAAACUCAUUCAUUGUGGGUGAAUCAUAGACUUAUAGAAUUGUAGAGCUGGGGGGAACCCCAACAGUCUCCUUGCAAUGCAGGAAUCUCAGCUAAAGCAUCCAUGGCAGAUGGCCAUCCAGCCUCUGCUUAAAAACCUCCAGGGAAGGAGAGUCCACAACCUCCCAGGGGAGACCGUUCCACUGUCAAACAGUUUCUACUGUUGUUUUUCCAGAUAUUUAGUCAGAGUUCUCUUUCCUUGUAACUUGAAUCCAUGGUUUCAGGUCCAACCCUACUGAGCAGGAAAAAAACAGGCUUGCUCCAUCUCCUGUGUGAUUUGAGCUAGAGGAACCCAAUGAUCUCCCUAAGAAUAGGGUCCUGAAUUAUCAAGCAUCAGUGGUUUCAUUCUAGAGCUAACUUCACACUCAACUCCGGCCAUUGCCUUUCUCACUAAGAGCCAGGUGAGGGAAGGGAGACCCACACAUUUUCCCUCUGGCACAAAGCCACUUCCUUUGCUAUACCAAGGACAGCAUUUAAGGCUAUUAAUAUGGAAUAGUUAAUAUGGAAUCCUCCAUUAGAUUUUAACCUUUUCUGGAUCCAGGGCACCAGGAAUUAUUAGGGACUCAGGUAUAAUGGAGACUGACAGCCCCCCCCCCAAAAAAACCCACCUCUCCACAGUAUUGUCAACACGGAGCUACCAUGAGACAGACUGUGGCGACCAACUUGGACAUGUAAGGCUGCAAUUUGUCUUGUAAACUCCAUCUCCAUCUUUGUCCUCUAGAGGGCUCCAGUUUCCUCUCUGUGAACUCAUUCAGAUGCAAAAACUACGUAAGUAAUAAACUUGCAUUUGCAAUGGCAUGAUGUGAGAGAUCUGUACUUUGAUCUCUGUAUGUUUUUAUACUCAAAGGCAUUUUGAGUGUGCAGGGAGGACUGAAUUGGAUCACGACUAUAAAAGAAGCUUUAAAGGGGGCCAAUCUGAAUCAAGCUGCACGCCUGUUUCCCAUAAAAAUCACCUCCCCACCUGACAGCUAUUGUCUCGCCUCCCCCCAUUCUCCCCUAAAAAACCCCUUCUGGCUCAAACAGAGGGCAUGUUUUUGGGUGAGAAGCCAGCCCCGAGACCUGGUGGAAAUUGGGAGCGUAAUCUGGAUCAGGGCUCUUCCUCCUUCAAAAUAAAUGUGGCAAAUGUAACUACACUUAAAAAGAAAAGAAAAGAAAAGAAAAAAGAAAAGAAACAAAGUGAAUAACAUAAAAAGUUGUUGGACCCCAACUUUGAGGAGUUUCAAAGAGCACCUUGCAAACCAACAAUUUACUGGACAACUUCACUCAGCCUAGUGACACUGGGUCUUUACCAUUGCAGAGCAGUUAUGUUUAUACAAUCGAAAUGGAGGCCCAGUCAUAAUCAUUAAGUGUCUUUCCUUCCACAGAUAAUUCCCCUUGCAAAGUGUGCCCUUUGCAGUGGCAGCUCCACAGGGACAAGUGCUACUGGCCAUCAGAAAAUAUUAAAAGCUGGAAUGAGAGCCAACGUGACUGUUCAACAAGGGAUUCUCAACUGCUGGUCAUCCAAGACAAGGAGGAGCUGGUAAGGGGACAAUUGCAUAUUUCAGGCAAUGCAUUCGCAUGCAUGUUAAUUCUGAAGGAAGCCUGAGUCCAACUGAGCUUAACUCUAGCUUAGUAGCUCUGCAAUGAUAACAUGGUUGGUGACUUGAGAAGCAUGUGGAGUGUGGGGCCUUGUUUAGUGCUUCAUCCCAUUCCCACCCACGGCCAGGUCAUCAGUGUCUAGAGAAGGCCUUGGGGAGCUUGACUAAUGAGAACCAAAGUACCCGUUGCAAGCAAAUCCCUGUAACUGUAGCCCAAGUCCUCUUUUUAUUUAGAAAGACUCUUUAGGAAGGUGAGGUUGGUUGUGGAGCAGUGGGAGAGGAGGAGCUGGUGUUCCCCUUGUUUUCCCCCCAUUCCACAUGGCCUUUCAGCGGCUUUUCCCCAUGGAUGCUUUAAAGCGUGUUUGGAGGCUUUUUCAAUGGUGUUCCCCAUAUACACAAUUUCACUUAAAUGCACAGUUCCUUGCAACGUAACCCUUGUGUAAAUAGGGAGGCCUGCAUUAUAAAUGCUUAAUGCUGCUUUGAUUACUGUUCUUGGUGAAUGUUUCGUUAUAAUUAAUAUCAACUUUCACAUUUUACUACUUUAUUUUACUUUAAUGUAAGCUUUAUUCUGAAGUUAUCAACUUGAAAAUAAUUUAACAAUUUUUUUUAUAAAAAAACACAUUAUCUCAUGCAGGAUUUCAUAGAAAGCAUUACUAAAAAUUCAAAAUACUGGAUUGGACUCUCACUAUUAAAAUCGAAGAAGAAAUGGAUGUGGAUUACAGGCUUCCAGCUUGAUCAGAGUCUGUGAGUUGUUAUUGUUUUUAAUCUAAGCAAAAAAUCAUACAAUUUUGACUUUUGAGAAAUUGGGAAAGGUCUGGGAUGGCAAGUUUCUAUACCAUGAAGUCAUGCAGGUAGUUCUAUUUUUAUUUUUAUUCACUGGCCACUUCGCUCCCCACUCAUGGUCUCAAUUGAAGUUCCCCCCUUUCUCCAGAACACUGGUUCUUGGGGGGAAGAAAAGAUCUUUAGGGGUGUGAAUGGAAUAUUUUCCCUAUUUAUAAGUGCUAUAUGGAACCGCAGUGGCAGGGAGUGGAGGUGUAACCCUUCCCACUUUUUUUUUAAAAAAAAUGCAAAGUGAAAGAAUAGUAGAAAAUCCUCAUGCUCCUUGCCAUAACCAGUGAUAACACCCUUCUCCAUGGAAUUCUUAAAAAAACUUCACCCUGUUUCUAUUUCCAAGGCUUUCUUUCACUCCUAACACACACAAAUGGUCAAAAAGAACUGGCCAAAAAUAUUAGCCUGACCUAAGAGGAAAAUCAGAGAAGAGAGAAGAAAGGGAAAACUGGCAAGUUAUUGGCAGUUAAUGAUGGGUGCCCCCCCACCAUCCCAUUUAUUUUGGGGUUGCCAACAGACCGGUUUGAGUUUAAUGUAGUUGGGAAUGUGCUGAGGUCCAAAUAUGGAUAAGCAAGCCAACUCCUGCUCUCAAGUUCCUAUAUCUGCCCAAUUGCCCCCAUUUCACUAAUUCUUCCUAGGUGGCAAAUUGGUAGGUCAUUUUCAUUCAGAGGCGUAGCAUGGAGGUGCCACUGCUCCGGGCACAAUUUGGAGAGGGGGUGCAGACAGGCGUCCCACAGCAGGCUCCUUCAUCAGAGCCUGGCUCUGCUUCAGAAGGAGCUGCUCCUUGGUUACAGCGCUUGUGCCUGGUGCCAGGGGAGGAGAGCAGGCGAGGGGGAGGCAGCGCUGCUCUGCCACUUGGUCACUUCUGACGUGGUGGUGGAGAGGAGGAGGAGAGUGGGUAGCAGCUUCCCCAACCCUCUCCUACUCUGAACUGUGGCGCAGGAGGGCACUCUCUGUGCAUCACCCUUUUGGGAGCGUGCCGCGGGCAUAUGCUCCACCACUGUUUUGAUUUCCAGAUCCCUGGUGGAACAUCAACCACUGCUGCAAUCCUCCUUCCCAGGCCCCAAAGUCUUGGGGCAGGAAAAAGGUGGUGAUGCUCCCACUAUCAAGCUCAGCAUGACUUUCUUCACUCUCUCCACUUUGAUGCAAGUUUGGAGGAUUCAAAUGCAUACAACCAGCUUAUUGUACAUUUUGGGAACACUCAUGCUUUCUAUUAAGAAUAUGAAAAAAUAGUUGUAACAGACUUCAGUCCUGAUAUUCAGAUGUACCCUUUUCUUCCACAGAUUUAAAGAACCAGACUAUGCUGAGAGAAACUCUUGCGCUGCAAUAAGACAUAAAAUUAUCUCUGAACGCUGCAUUGCUGAACUUAGGUGGAUUUGCCAGAAAGGCCCUCUCCUACUCUGAUAUUUUAGUUUGAUAAAUGUAAUAAUUAUGUGGGUUUUGGUUAUUUGCUAGGAACACACAAUAAAAAUGUCAUUGAGUGACUGAGAAGAUUAUGUAAAGGUAUUAUUCUAUUGUCAUCAAAAUACCUCUUUGUGAAAUCCAGAGGCAGCACACCUAAAAUGGAAUUCUAAGUCAUUUUAUGUUGGCUAUUAAAAGAUUGGUUUUAAGUCACAAUUGAGGAUCAGCUGUAGAAUUUGACAGUGCAAAAUAAAUAAUAACAAUAAUAAUAGUACCCCACCCAUCUGACUGGGUUUCCCCAGCCACUCUGAGCAGCUUCCAGCACAAUUAAAAACAUAAUAAAACAUCUAACAUUAAAAAUGUCCUUAAACAGGGCUGCCUUCAGAAGUCUUCUGAAAAUUGUAUAGCUAUUUAUUUCCUUGACAUCUGAUGGGAGUGCUUCCCACUGAGGGGGGUGCCACUACCAAUAAGGCCCUCUCAUGCUCCGGCACCAGGGGGUGGAGAGCAGACGGGGGUGGGGCGCACCGCACGCAGGGGCGUGAUGCGCAUCCUGGGGGCGCAGCACGUCGUCUGCAGGGGCGUGACACCCAGCACGGGCAGGGGAGGGAAGCCGCGAUGGCACCUGACCAGGAUCGCGCUGCCGGGGGUAAAUCAUAGUACCUUUGUUUUUUAUUGAAUAUAGCACUGUAAACCACAUGCACCAUUGUAAUGGAUUGCUUUGUUUGUUAUUUCUGCCCCAGGUACAGCAAUUAGCCCCCCAAUUCCUCCACAACCUGUCCUUUAUUUUGACCAACCAAAGGUGGCAACCCUAUCCACCCAUCAAUCUCCUUUAUUGGCAUAGAAAAAGUGCAUCAUAUACAUGGAUCAGUACACAGCACAGUUAACAAAACGAAGUAGGAAAUAUUUUAGGAUCUCCUCCUUCAAUAAGAGGGCCAAGUACUUAUCGUAUAUUUUUGCAUAAAAUGGGCAAUAAAAUAAAAUGUGUGUGAUGCAUUCGACCUGUUUAGUGGCACAAGAUCAGUAUCUUUCAGAGUAUGGGAUUUUUGAGAAUCUACCUUGCAAAACUGUUAUAACCUGCCCUGGGACUUUAGACUGAAUGUAG
Podarcis lilfordi (Lilford's wall lizard) is the source of this 15531-nucleotide messenger RNA. The record is from the annotation of a GenBank genome assembly. NCBI's taxonomy places the organism in Eukaryota, Metazoa, Chordata, Lepidosauria, Squamata, Lacertidae.